AUGUUUCAGCUUCCUCCUGUAUAUGAGGGAAGUCAUGCGGACUUGUUGGACGACGAGAACCGCUUGUCUAUAAGAACUUUGUUUUUCGUAUCUGUGUUUUAUCGCCAUUGCUUGCUAUCCGUGAGUUAUCCUUUUUUUGAAGGACUGGUUGCUCGCAAAAUAGGAAUGAUGCCUCAGUGGACAACAUAUGGUGAACGAAUACUAUGCACUCUUUUGGAGAUUUGUCAAAAUCAUAUUGUCAGCGUUGUAUCACCAGAAGAUUGGUACCGUAAGAGCAUAAUCGGAAAACGGAAGGCGUUUAAUAGAGAAGGUCCGCUGUGGAAGGUCACCGUUGGAGCUGUUGACGGUGAUGCUAACAUCUACACUCAUCUCUAUCGCAAACAGUUUGCUAAGGCUUGCAUCCCUCCCAAGAAACAUUUGGGGUCUUUCUUGGUUUCUGAGGACGCUUUGCCUACAAUAGGAACGAAGUUGGAUGUUCGACACUUCAUUGUCGGGCAGUAUGUGACAGCUACAGGAAAGUCUAUUGAUUGGGGAUUCCAAGGUGGGAUGCACCGAUGGGGCAUGAGAGGCCAACCAGCUCUAAAUACCACCAAGUCACAUCGCCGGAUCGGUUCAAUUGGAUCGGUAGGUGAUGCACGCGUAUGGCCUGGAAAGCGUAUGCCUGGCCAUAUGGGAUAUGAAUGGGUCACAGUAAGCGGGCUUGAGGUCGUUAGGAUGAACGUCGACAACCAAGUUAUUUAUGUCAAAGGUAGUGUUCCUGGAGACAUAGGAAAUAUUUUGCUUCUAAAGGAUUGUUUGCAACCAGAAAAGAAGCUUAAGGUCGGGCCUAUGCCAACUUGGUUACCCUGUAUCAGUGAAGCUGAGAGAGAUACUGAGGCAAAUGAAGAAGCGACAAUGAACAAAUUGCGUGCGAACGAAAUUAUUUCCCACAAAUUGUUCGAUUUCACUUCUCCUACCCUUACGUUUUCCGAUGAGGAUGCGAAGAAAGCUAUAGGAAGAGAUAAAACGAAGGCAAAAAUUGCUAAAGUUAAAAAAUAA
Angiostrongylus costaricensis is the source of this 1038-nucleotide messenger RNA. Lineage: Eukaryota; Metazoa; Nematoda; Chromadorea; Rhabditida; Metastrongylidae. The record is from the annotation of a GenBank genome assembly.